GAUUUGAAGACACACACGUCAUGAUAUUUAUUGGUUUUGGUUUCUUAAUGACGUUUUUGAAGAAAUAUUGCUACAGUGCCCUUGGAUUUAAUUGGUUUCUUGCUGCUUUAGUGGUGCAAUGGGCCUUACUUUGCCAGUCGUUUUACCAUAUGGAACGCAACAUCAUCUAUAUUACAAAGAAGAAUUUACUUGAAGCUGAUAUUAUGUCAGCAACUGUACUAAUAACAUUCGGAGCACUUCUGGGAGUCGCCAGUGGGACCCAACUAUUGUUUAUAGCUAUUGUCGAAACUGCAAUUGCCUGUCUAAACAUGUGGCUCGUAUCGAAUGUGUUUAAAGCUGCUGACGUUGGUGGCUCAAUAGCAAUACAUACGUUUGGUGCUUACUUCGGACUUGGAGUAAGCUGGGCAAUGCGACCGAGAAAAGCAACUCCUACAGAUUCAACUCCAUCUGUAGAUCUUAAUGGCCCCAGCUAUCCAUCUGAUGUAACUGCAAUGAUAGGGUCAAUAUUCCUGUGGAUUUACUGGCCGUCAUUUAAUUCGGGCUUAACGAAUUCGAAUGCCGAAUAUCAAAGGGCAGUUAUAAAUACGUAUUUAUCAUUAGCUGCAGCGACCGUUACAACAUUUGUUUUGUCAUCUACCGUUAGCAAGCACGCUGGGAAACUGGAUAUGGUACACAUCCAAAACUCCACUCUAGCUGGUGGUGUAGCUGUUGGAUCUGUGUGUAAUAUGCAUAUAAAUGCUGGCGGUGCAAUAGCUAUUGGUAUUGGUGCUGGAAUUCUUAGUGUACUAGGCUAUAGAUUUUUGACGCCAAAAAUAACAAAUAUAGGCAUCAUAGAUACAUGUGGUGUAAACAAUCUUCACGGUAUGCCAGGAAUUUUGUCAGGACUUCUCUCUAUCUUGUUUGCUGCUCUAGCUACAACUCGUGGAUAUGGAAAGGAGUUGGAGGGGAUAUUUGAAGAAAUGAAACAGGAUGGUACCGGCAGAUCAUCUGGAAAUCAAGCUUUAUAUCAGUUUUUGGCAUUAGCUGUCACUUUGGGGAUUUCUAUUGUUGGUGGUAUUAUUACUGGCAUACUCGCUAAAAUGCCAGUAUUUGCUCCACUUAAGGACAUUGAAAAAUACGACGACGAAGUAAACUGGGAAUUGCCUUAA
Molecule: messenger RNA, 1148 nt
Organism: Parnassius apollo (apollo)
Lineage: Eukaryota; Metazoa; Arthropoda; Insecta; Lepidoptera; Papilionidae
Source: the annotation of a GenBank genome assembly